Molecule: messenger RNA, 1137 nt
Organism: Chaetomium globosum CBS 148.51
Lineage: Eukaryota; Fungi; Ascomycota; Sordariomycetes; Sordariales; Chaetomiaceae
Exons: 2
Coding region: 1-1137 (378 amino acids)
Biological process (GO): protein deglycosylation
Molecular function (GO): N4-(beta-N-acetylglucosaminyl)-L-asparaginase activity
Source: RefSeq, a predicted model, not a curated record
AUGACGCCUCACCGCCCCCGUCUUGCCCGCGCCCUCGCCCUCUCCCACCUAACCCACCACUUCCUCCUCCUCACCACCCCCACAACCGCCCUCGCCAACCCCUCCCCAAACCCCCACCUCCCCUUCGUCAUCAACACCUGGGCCGGCCCUUUCACCGUAGCCACGGACGCCGCCUACCACUCCCUCACCGACCCCACCUCCGCCCACUCCCGCACCCCCGCCCUCGACGCCGUACAAGCGGGAUGCGCGGCCUGCGAGCAGCGCCAAUGCGACGGCACGGUGGGGUUCGGCGGGUCGCCGGACGAGGCGUGCGAGACGACGCUAGACGCGCUGCUCAUGGACGGCGCGAGCAUGAAAUCCGGCGCUGUGGCCGGCCUGCGGCGCAUCCGGGACGCUGUUGCCGUCGCGCGCGCCGUGCUCGACCACACGCGCCACUCGCUGCUGGUUGGGGACCUGGCGACGCGGUUUGCUGUUGAGAUGGGGCUAGGGCCCGGAGGGGGAUUUGGGGACGCCGGAGAAGCAGGAAGGAGGUGCCGAGGAGUGGAGGGCUGGGGGGUGCAAGGGGAAUUAGAAUCCGGCUGCGGUGCAGCCGGAUCCGGAGACGUCGUGUGGGGCCGUAUCGGCCCGUUGUCCGUUGCGGGGGGUGGGGUGUUGGGGUCGGUUGGGGGAGAUGAGGGGCAGGCUUCGCAUGAUACCAUUUCUAUGGUAGUGAUUGAUAGGGAGGGGGGUAUGGCGGCGGGGACGUCGACAAACGGGGCGGCAUUCAAGAUACCCGGCCGUGUUGGAGAUGGGCCGAUCGUAGGGAGUGGGUCGUAUGUGGAUAGGGACGUAGGCGGAUGCGGUGCGACGGGAGACGGGGACAUCAUGAUGCGAUUCUUACCGUGUUACCAGGCGGUUGAGAACUUGAGGCUGGGCAUGACGCCGACAGAAGCGGCUGAGGAUGCGGUCAGGCGCAUGCUGCGGAAAUAUCCUAACAUAUCGAGCGGGCUUGUCGUGGUGAACAACAAGGCCGAACACGGUGCGGCAGGGUCUGGGUGGACCUUUACCUACGCCUUCCGAGGAGGAGCAAUGAAUGCUACCGAGGUGGUCACCGUCCCGCCGUUGGAGGCUGGUUCGGCUCUCCAGUUUGGGAAGUGA